Molecule: messenger RNA, 1038 nt
Organism: Rotaria sordida
Lineage: Eukaryota; Metazoa; Rotifera; Eurotatoria; Philodinida; Philodinidae
Source: the annotation of a GenBank genome assembly
AUGUUAUCAACAACAUCUUGUGUUAUAUGUGAAAAUAAAGAUAUUAAUGGUACAUUUAGAUGUGAAGGAUGUUCACAAACAUUUUGUAUAAAACAUUCCAAUGAUCAUCAACAAUAUCUUUGUCAUCAAUUAAAUGAAAUAAUUCAUGAACAUGAACAUAUUUUUAAAACAUUCGGCGAAAAUCAACAAUCAUCAUUAUUAUACGAUCAAAUUGAUCAAUGGGAAAAAGAUUCAAUUAUAAAAAUACAAAAAACAGCACAAAAUGCACGAAUACAAAUUGAACAAUUUGCUGAAUUACAAAAAGAACAUUCAAAAGAAAAAUUUAAUCAAAUAACUAAACAAUUAGAAAAUGCUCGUCAAAAUAAUGAAUAUUUUGAAAAAGAUCUUUAUCGAUGGAAAAUUAUUUUAGAACAAUUUAAAUAUGAUUUAACUAUUCUAUCACCAUCAAUUAUUUUUUAUGAAGAUCAUAAUCAAACAUUAAUUAAUAAUAUAUUUAUUUUAAAAAUGGAUCAACAAUCAACUUUAGAUGAAACACUUAUUAGUUUUUCUGAUGAAAUUCAUUUUGAUGAUAAUCAUCAUAUUGCUAUGCAUUGUGGUCCUUAUAGAAAUCCUGCUUAUAUCAGUGGUAAACAAGAAUAUUCAUCAGGUCGAUAUCAAAUACGAUUAUUUAUUAGUAAAAGAACAAAUGAAUUUAUUCUUUCAUUUAAUAUUAUAUCAAAAUUAAUGCAAUUAUCAUCAAAUUUAUUUGAUUCACAAUAUUUAACAUAUGGUUGGCAAAGUGAUGAUUGUAUUCAUCCUUCUCAAUAUUGUUUAUCAAAUGAAAAAAUUUGUCUAGAUUUAAAAGGUAAAACAAAAUUUCAUAUUACAUUUUUAAUUGAUUGUAAUAAACACAAAAUUAGUUAUUUCAAUGAAAAAACAAAACAAAUAAGAGAAAUCAAUGUUGAUAUAGAAAAAUGUCCAUUACCAUGGAAACUUUUUUUUUAUUUAUAUGAUAUUGGAGAUUCUGUUCGACUUCUUUCUUCAUCUCAAAUAUCAUAA